AAUCACUUCAUUCCUACAGUCAACUACAAACCACUUCAUUCUAACUCCCUAUCUAUCCGAAAAUUAUACAGAUCUAUCUCAUACCACACUUCUACUACAAAUCUAUCUCUUCAUCCACUCACACCAAAUAUCAUCUCUUCAUCCUUUUGGCAAAUCCAUUCUCAUCAUCUUUUGAACCUUCUUUCUUUACCAAAACCCAGAAUUUGAACCCUAAAAUUCCUACUUUCAAAAUGCAAUUGGGAAAAUUUUGAAACCUUAGAUGGCACUAUCCCAAAAGAACGUCCUGACGAAGCCACCGGCAAAUGUCUCAGCAAAAAAGCUCCCGACGAAGGCAGCAACAAGUCCCUCGGCUAAAGAAGCAGAAAGCCCCCACUUAUCCCUCACAAGAAUAGGGCAAAUUCCAUACUGUACUUGGACGGCGACGGAGAUCCGAGAAAAAGUUCCCGAUUGUUGGGCAUAUCCCCAACCACUAGCUCCACCACUGUCUCUAAUGUAUCCCGAGUGCGAUUGGCGGAAUCGAGAUUACAAGAAGAGAAGAAGAAUCAUAAAUUGGACACUGCGGCUAGGGGGGUCGAAGUCGAAGCCUAAAACCACUACACCAACCUCUGUGGUGGAUAUCGUGAGAGACGCUGCAGCUGAGGCGUCGAAACCCGAAACGGGUGACUCCUCAAUGAAAGUGGUGGUGGUUGAUAAAUAUGUACUGGAGAAAUCUAUAGCUGAUGAGAGGAUUAAGUCCACAAAGUCCUCAAAGUGCUUAAAUGAAGUUGUGUUUUUAUGGGAGAUAAUUGAUUUUGUUUCAGUUCCUCUUCGAGGCUUCACAAGAAUGGAAGUUGCUUCCAGAUGA
Messenger RNA from Fragaria vesca subsp. vesca, 844 nucleotides. RefSeq lists its product as uncharacterized. The transcript is spliced from 3 exons. Bases 260 to 844 code for a protein of 194 amino acids. Lineage: Eukaryota; Viridiplantae; Streptophyta; Magnoliopsida; Rosales; Rosaceae. The record is from RefSeq and is a predicted model, not a curated record.